This is a messenger RNA of Knipowitschia caucasica, 1641 nucleotides long. The record is from the annotation of a GenBank genome assembly. NCBI's taxonomy places the organism in Eukaryota, Metazoa, Chordata, Actinopteri, Gobiiformes, Gobiidae.
AUGGGUGUGUGUCUCCUCCUUGAUUUGGGAGUGGGUGUGUGUCUCCUCCUUGGUUUGGGAGUGGGUGUGUGUCUCCUCCUUGGUUUGGGAGUGGGUGUGUGUCUCCUCCUUGGUUUGGGAGUGGGUGUGUGUCUCCUCCUUGGUUUGGGAGUGGGUGUGUGUCUCCUCCUUGGUUUGGGAGUGGGUGUGUGUCUCCUCCUUGGUUUGGGAGUGGGUGUGUGUCUCCUCCUUGGUUUGGGAGUGGGUGUGUGUCUCCUCCUUGGUUUGGGAGUGGGUGUGUGUCUCCUCCUUGGUUUGGGAGUGGGUGUGCGUCUCCUCCUUGGUUUGGGAGUGGUGUGCGUCUCCUCCUUGGUUUGGGAGUGGGUGUGCGUCUCCUCCUUGGUUUGGGAGUGGGUGUGUGUCUCCUCCUUGAUUUUGGAGUGGGUGUGUGUCUCCUCACUGGUUUGCGAGUGGGGGUGUGUGUCUCCUCACUGGUUUGGGAGUGGGUGUGUGUCUCCUCCUUGGUUUGGGAGUGGGUGUGUGUCUCCUCCUUGGUUUGGAGUGGUGUGUGUCUCCUCCUUGGUUUGGGAGUGGGUGUGUGUCUCCUCCUUGGUUUGGGAGUGGGUGUGUGUCUCCUCCUUGGUUUGGGAGUGGGUGUGUGUCUCCUCCUUGGUUUGGGGAGUGGGUGUGGUGUGUCUCCUCCUUGGUUUGGGAGUGGGUGUGUGUCUCCUCCUUGGUUUGGGAGUGGGUGUGUGUCUCCUCCUUGGUUUUGGGAGUGGGUGUGUGUCUCCUCCUUGGUUUGGGAGUGGGUGUGUGUCUCCUCCUUGGUUUGGGUGGUGUGUGUGGGGUGUGUGUCUCCUCCUUGGUUUGGGAGUGGGUGUGUGUCUCCUCCUUGGUUUUGGGGAGUGGGUGUGUGUCUCCUCCUUGGUUUGGGGUGGGUGUGUGUCUCCUCCUUGGUUUGGGAGUGGGUGUGUGUCUCCUCCUUGGUUUGGGUGGGGUGUGUGUGUCUCCUCCUUGGUUUGGGAGUGGGUGUGUGUCUCCUCCUUGGUUUGGGAGUGGGUGUGUGUCUCCUCCUUGGUUUGGGAGUGGGUGUGUGUCUCCUCCUUGGUUUGGGAGUGGGUGUGUGUCCUCCUGUUGGGUGGGUGUUCUCCUCCUGGUUUGGGAGUGGGUGUGUGUCUCCUCCUUGGUUUGGGAGUGGGUGUGUGUCUCCUCCUUGGUUUGGGUGUCUCUCUGUUUGGGGUGUGUGUCUCCUCCUGGUUUGGGGUGUCUUGGGAGUGGGUGUGUGUCUCCUCCUUGGUUUGGGAGUGGGUGUGUGUCUCCUCCUUGGUUUGGGAGUGGGUGUGUGUCUCCUCCUUGGUUUGGGAGUGGGUGUGUGUCUCCUCACUGGUUUGGGAGUGGGUGUGUGUCUCCUCCUUGGUUUGGGAGUGGGUGUGUGUCUCCUCCUUGGUUUGGGAGUGGGUGUUGUGUCUCCUCACUGGUUUGGGAGUGGGUGUGUGUCUCCUCCUUGGUUUGGGAGUGGGUGUGUGUCUCCUCCUUGGUUUGGGAGUGGGUGUGUGUCUCCUCCUUGGUUUGGGAGUGGGUGUGUGUCUCCUCACUGGUUUGGGAGUGGGUGUGUGUCUCCUCCUUGGUUUGGGAGUGGGUGUGUGUCUCCUCACUGGUUGA